This is a messenger RNA of Vanrija pseudolonga, 1915 nucleotides long. RefSeq names its product Metal tolerance protein 4 (gene MTP4). Gene Ontology annotation, cellular component: membrane. The transcript is spliced from 9 exons. Lineage: Eukaryota; Fungi; Basidiomycota; Tremellomycetes; Trichosporonales; Trichosporonaceae. Bases 28 to 1710 code for a protein of 560 amino acids. The record is from RefSeq and is a predicted model, not a curated record. Gene Ontology annotation, biological process: monoatomic cation transport; transmembrane transport. Gene Ontology annotation, molecular function: monoatomic cation transmembrane transporter activity.
CUCCAACGUCACCCACCCCCGCCUCCCAUGCCAUCGCGCAACGCCAGCCCCCGCCGCCUGGGCUCCGUGGGCGGCUCAAACGGCUUCAACGCCGCCCCGCAGGCGUCGUCGCUCGGCUUUGUCGCCAGCCGCGCGCUUCAGCACACCGACAUGACCAUUGACCGCAACCCCGAGAUCGCACCGAACGCGAUGCCGUCCCCCUUCGAACCCCACCCCCUCCGCCGGCACCGCCUGCAGCGCGGCUUCUCCCUCGACCAGGUGCAGAACCUUGGGAUUAUCUCGUCGCAAGAACGCAGCAUUACAGACUUUGAGAACAUCCCCGUAGCCAGCGAGGACAUUGCCAAGCUUCCCACGAAGCUCCGGCCGUACUACGAGAAACUGGCGGAGAUCCACGAGCACUACGCCGAGGUGGACACGCUACUGUCGGGCGAACUGCCGUCUAUUAUCGCCGGCAGCUUCCGCCCGCCGCCGCUGCGCAGCAUCUACCCCAGCGACGCGGCGUAUGUCAACGCCGUCGAGUGGCAGCGCAGACACACGGCGUGGCAUGUGCGUCCGAAGCGAAUGGACGGGGACGUGAUCAUCGACGACGAAGAUGAAGCCGCCCCGGCGGACGAGAGCACGCCGCUCGUGGGGUCAAAGCAGGCCAAACGCGAGCGGCUGGCCAAGCUUGCGCUGCAUAUCAACACAAUCGUGAACGCCCUGCUCGUCGGAGUCAAGGCCGUGGCCGUCUGGUACUCCUCCUCGAUCUCGCUCAUGGCGUCGCUCAUUGACUCGGCCCUUGACCUCCUCUCGACGUUUAUCAUCCUUGGAACGUCGUGGGCUAUGGGACAGGAGAGCGACCGUCAUCUGUACCCUGCCGGCAAGAGACGUUUCGAGCCGCUCGGUGUGCUCAUCUUCUCCGUGGUCAUGAUCUGUUCCUUUGUCCAAGUGUUUAUCGAGUCCUUCCAGCGCGUCUUCCGGCACGAGCGCCCCGAGACCGUCGAGCUUAGCACGAUCGGCCUCUCAACCAUGCUGGCCACGAUCGCCACCAAGUCGGUGCUCUGGUGGUGGUGCUCGACCAUCCCCAGCUCGGGUGUGCAGGCUCUCGCUCAGGACGCUGAGAACGACGUGUGGCUCAACGUCAUGUCGCUGUCCUUCCCGUGGCUUGGAGAGAAGCUCAACUCGCCGCUCCUUGACCCUAUCGGCGGUAUGGUCCUCUCCCUGUACAUUAUCAUCGCCUGGGUCAGGACCCUCUUCGAAAACUUCAGCAACUUGUCGGGCAAACAAGCAUCCCCUGAUCAGAUCACGCGUGUCCUGUACAUGGUAACGCGGUUCAACCCCGUGCUCGAGAUCUCGGACGUCGAGGUGUACCAUAUCGGUGACGAUUUUGUCUGUGAAGUCGACGUUGUGCUUCCGCAGUCGACAUCUCUCCACCACGCCCACGACGUCGGAGAGACCAUCCAGUGCAUGCUCGAGAACCUUGACGGCGUCAUCCGUGCCUACGUUCACCUUGACUACUCAUCUUCGAACCCGCAACAGCACACCUCCCGAUGGGGUCCGACCCGCGCGACAGUGGGCCCUGUCCCUACGGGCGAGCGGUCACCUGCACCCUCGGAAUCUUCUCUGUUAUCGGGGUCGGUUACGCCCCGGGCGACAACGCUCCUCUCGCAGGGCCAUCAGCGACUGCAGUCGUUGCCCGACGCACCGAGCAUCCCAGAAGAGACAUCGUAAUAAGGAUUCUCCCUCCGAGGCGGGCCACUCCAAGGACGCACUGGGCGCCGCGGUUUCAAGCCACAGUGUUGCGCAUCGACCUUCUGCCCUGCGUUACACCUCGUCGGGCUUCGGCUUGCUCUCCCUUCGGCCCGGGCACCCCACUUACACACUGUACAGACAGAACCCAAUGUAGACAUGACACGAGCCCACCGCGACGAUGACG